Penicillium alfredii is the source of this 1194-nucleotide messenger RNA. Its product is annotated as putative oxalate/formate antiporter. The coding region runs from base 1 to 1194 and encodes 397 amino acids. The record is from RefSeq and is a predicted model, not a curated record. The transcript is spliced from 2 exons. Lineage: Eukaryota; Fungi; Ascomycota; Eurotiomycetes; Eurotiales; Aspergillaceae. Gene Ontology annotation, biological process: transmembrane transport. Gene Ontology annotation, cellular component: fungal-type vacuole membrane. Gene Ontology annotation, molecular function: transmembrane transporter activity.
AUGUUAGAUUCCGAAGCUAGCACCCCCCAAACAGAAGCCCUCGGCGUGUCCCCAGUACCAGCCAGCACCGAUCUCUGCGACGAGACCAGCUAUCCCGAAGGCGGGCUCAAAGCGUGGUCGGUCGUGCUAGGGGCCUGGUGUGCAAUGAUCCCUUCUAUGGGGUUAUUGAACAGCCUGGGAGUUUUGCACGCAUGGACCAGCACCCACCAGCUCAAGGAUUAUUCCGAAUCCAGUAUUGGCUGGGUCUGCGGCGCCUACGGGUUUUUCCUGUAUUUUGCAGGUGCUCAGGCCGGUAUAUGGGGACCCGAUCAGUUUGUCCUGGGAGGACUCUCCGCUGGCACACUCUUUACUCCCGCCGUCUCAGCAGUUGGACAUUGGUUUAACGUGCGCCGGGGCUACGCCACCGGCAUAGCCUGCACUGCCGGCGGUAUUGGCGGGGUGGGUUUCCCUCUGAUCAUUUUAUUUGCCGCCCCUCAAGUCGGCUUUCCCUGGGCAAUUCGCAUCAUCGCCCUGCUAUGUCUGGUGCUAUGUACAGUUGCAUGUCUCCUCCUGCAGACUCGACUGCCACCGAACCAGAAAGCCGGAGCCUCGAUCGACCUCGCCGCUCUCAAGGAUAUGAGGUACGGCUCGACGACCGCAGCCAUCUUCCUCGUCGAGUUUGCAGUCUUCAUCCCAAUCACCUAUAUCGCAUCUUAUGCCCUCCACGUCGAGGUCGAAGAGACCAUGGCCUAUCUCCAGAUAGUGUUUCUCAACCUCGGCGCCAUCCCCGGCCGCUUCUUGCCUGGCCUGAUAGCCGAUCGACUGGGCCGGUUCAAUGUGAUGGUCUUGACAUCGCUGGUGUGUGCCGUCCUGACUCUGGCACUGUGGCAUGCGGCUGAAACCAACCUGGCUGCGAUCAUCUGCUAUGCGGUUUUGUUUGGUUUCUGGAGUGGCGCUGCGAUUAGCUUGACGCCCGUGUGUAUCUCGCAGGUGUGCGCCACCGAGGAUUAUGGGAAGCGGAAUGGCACUACAUUCACAAUCGUUAGCGUGGGAACUCUCACGGGGAUUCCUAUCGCGGGGGCUAUUCAGCAGCGUGAUGGUGGGGAGUAUGGGGGACUGAUUCUGUUCGGUGGAUUCUUGUAUCUCGCUGCUGCUGUUGCAUUUGCAGUGGCGCGCGGUAUCUGUCGAGGAUGGUCUCUUGCAACUAAAUUUUAG